Eutrema salsugineum is the source of this 1947-nucleotide messenger RNA. RefSeq lists its product as uncharacterized. The record is from RefSeq and is a predicted model, not a curated record. The transcript has a single exon. The coding region runs from base 1 to 1947 and encodes 648 amino acids. Lineage: Eukaryota; Viridiplantae; Streptophyta; Magnoliopsida; Brassicales; Brassicaceae.
AUGUUUUACUCUUUGGAAGGGAAAGCUCUUGAGAAUUUCCUUGGUGCGAUGAAACUAGACUUUCACAAACAUCUUGUGUAUCCUACAAAUAUUUCUUCUGAAUGCAGUGUUUGCUCCAACUCUGAACAAAUAGAAGGUGCCAAAGCCAGCGAAAGCGGUGAAAAUGGCGUAACAUGCAAAAGCAAUGAAAGUCAAAAAGGCGGUAAAAGCGGCAAAGGCGGUGAAAGCAUUGAAAGCGGUGAAAAUAGCGAAACCGGCCAAAGAAGAGGAAGCGGCAAAAGCGCCAAAGCCAGUGAAAGCCUUGAAAGCAUCGCAGGCGCCGAAAGCAGUAAAAAUGGCGAAAGCGGUGAAAAUGGCAAAAGCGGCAAAGGCGGUGAAAGCACUGAAAGCAUCGCAGGCGGCGAAAGCAAUGAUAGCAGCGAAAGCAUCGCAGGCGGUGAAAGCGGCAAAGGCGGUGAAAGCCGCUACAUCUGCAAGCCUUGUAAUCUCUACGCCCACAAAGAUUGCGUUGAGAUCAACAACCCUUAUCAUCACAAGCAUCCUCUCAAACUCCUUGAGUUUGAUAUUGUACUCGACUUUGGGAAAACAUGUCGCUUGUGUGGAGAGAAGGUGGAACGUCUAUUUUAUCAUUGCUUCUUAUGUGAUAUAACUUUAUGCAGGCUUUGUCCUAGUAUACCGUUGGUUAUUGACGAUGUCCCGAAGAAGGUUCACGAGCACUCACUCACACAAGUCAUGAUAAAGGUAUCCUUCACUUGCGAUGCUUGUGGGAUUUGUAGCGACGGAUUCCCUUGUGUAUGUCUUCCGUGUUGUUUUAUAAUCCACAGAGAUUGUACCAAGUUGCCCCGUGUUAUACACGUUAACCGUCAUGACCAUCGUGUUUCUCACACUUAUUCUCUUUGCAUUGGAGAUUGGGGAUGCGGGGUUUGUCGCAAAGGCAUUGAUAGGGUCUAUGGGGCUUACUCCUGCUCGAUUUGUCGCUAUGCUGUUCAUUCAAAAUGUGCAACAAGAACUGAUGUGUGGGAUGGGGUCGAACUAGAAGAUAUCCCUGAAGAUGAAAAUGAAGAUAUUGAUCCGUAUGAAGUGAUUAGUGAAGGGGUGAUAAGACAUUUUCUUCAUGAGCAUGACUUAAGAUUGAUAAUUGAGAAGGAUGGAAACGUAUCCUACUGCUAUGCGUGCACCCUCCCCAUCUAUUGUGAUCCGUGCUACGCUUGUAUGGAGUGUCGUUUCGUCCUGCAUGAAGCAUGUGCAAAGCUUCGUAAAAAGUUAAGACAUGAGCUUCAGAGUCAUCAACUCAUUUUGUGUCUCAAUCCCAGACCAGGUCAAGCCUUUAAAGACGGCUAUUUUUCUUGUGACGCUUGUCACCGAAGAUGCACUGGUUUCUGUUACAAAUAUAAGCGUAUAGAAUUAGAUAUUCGCUGUGCGCAAGUGUCUAAGACAUUUAACCAUGGAAGCCAUCCACAUCCGCUGUUCAGCAUUUCAACUGCGUUCAAGAAGUGUACGGGUUGUGGCCGAUCCGACAAACCAGUAAUGAGUUGCAUUGAAUGUGUUUUCGAUUUGUGCUUCUAUUGCGCUACUCUGCCAGUAGAGGCAAGACACAAAUACGAUUGUCAUCCUCUUUCUUUGUGCUAUGGUGAAAAUGCAAAGGGAUUGUACUGGUGUGAGAUUUGUGAGAGAGAAUUAAAUCCAAAAGAGUGGUUCUACACCUGCAAUGACUAUGGCUCAACUCUUCAUGUCAACUGCGUACUUGGAGAUUACUUACAUGUCAGACCAGGGCAUAGUUUCAAAUACAAUGACAAUGAAGUUGAAGUGGUUGCGAACGACCAUCCCACUCGACCCUCCUGCAGCUUACACUCUAGGGAAUGGCGUUGUGUUCAUCCAUUUGUUUUCAAGCGUAAGGUCAACAACACAAUAUCUAGCAUGUGUGAUUAUUAUUUUCGGUUUUGCUAA